ACUUCAUCCUCAUUCCAACCACCAUCGUCGUACACGUAUGAUUUACCUACCUUAAACCUCUACGCAUCAUUAGAUUCCCUUACCAGCCGAACCCUUUAGAACAGUCCCUAAAUCUGCGAUAGACGCCUCACAAAGCCCUGUCUUCUGCCCGACCACCUAGACUGUCUCUUAUCUGCAGCACACACCCCGCGAUCGCCGCCCUUAUCGCCCCUUAUCGGCAGCCCUGAACCCUACCUCUCCUCUGGCUCUCCUCUCCGUGUUUCGCUCCCAGCAUUCAUCCAUCUACCUUAUCCGAUUCCCGAUCCAUUGCUGCCGCUGAAAGCCAUCCCUCCACGCGAUCAUCACCCCGACCACCCAAUAUGGCAAUCUUCAGCGCCGUCCCUCCCCCCGAGGCUAUCGACCACCAGAUCCCAAACACCGUCUCCUCGCCGCCACCCCAGUCCCAGACUCCAGUCGCCGCCCACCUCGCAGCCCAGAGCGCGACUGCCGGCUCCGUUGAUAUCGAGGCCUGGACUGUCUCCGCCCUCGAGUCCCUGAGCGUUAGCCCCAUUGCCCGCGGCACGGGAACGCCGCUGGCUAUCAACCUCGAUGAGCAGGUCAAGAAGGCCUCUGCUGCCGUCGCGAUUGCCACCGAGAAGACGACGACAACGACUGUACAGCAGACGCCUAUCCGGCGACCAUUGAGCAGGCGGGAUAGUCAGAAGAAAAGGGAACAGCUUUUGAAGGGGAAUGAGGGGAGUCGGGCGCGUCGGCGAUGGGAGAAUGAUCGCCUCAUUGGCGUACCAAACGCUCAGCCGCCCCUCCCAAGCGACUGGGAAGUCCAUCCAACCUACCCGGUCCAAGUCGUCCCCUAUCAAGUCGCCCAAUACUGGGAUACCGGUCUCCGCCAACGCAUCGAGGAGAAGACCGCCAAGCUCCAGGCUCAGCGCAAGAAGCAGCAACGCAAAGACGGGUCCGCGACAGGCUUGUCUGUCGGCGAGGUGCCGCGCGACCUGCGCGACACGGCGAAGCGAACACCCGCUGUGCGCGGGUGGGUGCGCGUGCUCGAAGAACCCGUGCGGAGUUUUUUGAAGGAGCGGAUUGAGGCGAGCGAUGCAGAAGGAGAUAGCGAGGACGAGGAGAUUGUGUUUGUUGGCAGGAAGGGGAUGACUUCCGCUGGCAAGGGGUGGAAGAAGGCUAGGCGAGAGGUGGGGAGCGAAAAGGUUGAUGACGGGAUGGUGUUUGAUUCGUUGGGGGAUGACGAGAGUGCCUCUUUCAAGCGAUGGUUGACGCAUUCCAUCUCGGAUUACUACGGUCUACAAUCCCACUCCGUCACUACAGGCGAGCCUGCCCGCCGGGUGGUGUACGUGACAGUACGGGAGCAAGGCAAACGGUCCAGUCCGAAGAAGCAUACAGUCUUACCUCGGCCCUUGUGGGAGAUGUGCUGAGAAUUUUGCCGCCUUUUGCAGCAUCACUCUUUUUGUUACAAAUUGGACCCUUCCGACGCACCUGCAGACUUCAUUUGCGAGCAGAUAUCCACGAAAGUUGGAGGAGGAAGGGAUCUGUUAUUUAGAUACGUUUGAGACGCUUAAAGUAUAGAGCAUACCCACGCAUGUGGCAUCGGGAGUAGACAAAGUACGGUGAUUUUUGCAUCGAGAUCCCAGACAGGCUAUCAGCCUGGUUUGGAGACCCCCU
This is a messenger RNA of Colletotrichum scovillei, 1674 nucleotides long. RefSeq lists its product as uncharacterized. The record is from RefSeq and is a predicted model, not a curated record. The transcript is spliced from 3 exons. NCBI's taxonomy places the organism in Eukaryota, Fungi, Ascomycota, Sordariomycetes, Glomerellales, Glomerellaceae. The coding region runs from base 360 to 1427 and encodes 355 amino acids. Gene Ontology annotation, molecular function: nucleic acid binding.